UUGAAACAUCUUUGCCAAUCAAGGAAGGAACACACCAUGUUAGGACUUUAUCUGUAUGUAGUCAUCUUGGGUCUACCCAACACUGGGAAACAAAUGCUGACAGUGGGUGGUUAUGUUCAUCAGAACUCUAGGCAUUCUGCACAUGAGAUUAUAAUUCCUGAAAGACUAAUAGACAGGCAGAAGCGCUGGACACAUCUUCCUGAGGAACAUUUAGAUAAUCAACUGUCUUAUUUGAUUCAAACUGGAAAUGGGACUCAUGUUCUGAAGUUAAAGAAAAAUAAAAAUCUUUUUGGUGAACAUUUCAUAAGAUAUACCUACAGCCAAGAUGGUAAAUUGGAGAUCACUCCCUUUGAUGCCAAGACUCACUGCUAUUACCAUGGCAUUGUCGAAGGAGCUGCAGAUUCUGUGCUUGCUCUCAGUACAUGUGAUGGACUUAGGGGAAUCCUCUUUAUUGGUGGCAAACAGUUUCGCAUGGAACCAGUCAAUGGAUCAGAUAAAUUUGAACACUACUUCUAUGAGUUAGACGAUUCUCACCAACAACCCUUUGUAUGUGGUGUGCCUGACAAUGACCUGCACCAUGAGCAAAACACAGAGUCUUUUCUCAAAUACUCAAAUAUAUCAAAUAGUCCCUUCAAUAAAGAUACACUUCUCAGGAAAAGACGAGCUGUGCUGCCAGACAAAAGAUAUGUUGAACUGUAUAUGGUUGUUGACAAACACAGGUAUCUGUUGAAAAACUCUGAUGUUGAAGCAGUGCAAAAGGAAGCAGUUGAGCUGGCUAAUUAUGUGGAUGGGAUGUUCAGUCUCUUAAACAUACAGAUAGUUCUAAUUGGGCUGGAAAUAUGGAAAAAUGAAAAUCCCAUUGAUGUGGAGAACGGUUCAGCUGGAGAUGUGCUCCACAGAUUUGUGGAGUGGAGACGACAACAUCUUAUGGGGAAAAGAAGAAAUGAUGUUAGCCACCUCAUUAUAGGAAGAGAAUCAUAUGGUUCAACAGCUGGAAUGGCUUUUGUUGGGGCAGUCUGUAGUCCAGAUCUAGGAGGCUCGAUAAGCACUUUUGAUCACAGAACUGUGAUAAGUCAAGCUACAAUUGUUGCACAUGAGCUGGGACAUAAUUUGGGAAUGAACCAUGAUGAUAAAAAUUGCCCAGGUCACUACAUUAUGCACAGUGUAGCUAACGGGUCCAAGAACUUCAGCAGCUGCAGUUCCAAUGAUUUUGAGCUUCUCAUCUUGAGAGGCAAAGGAACUUGUCUUAGAAAUGCUCCCAAACCCAGUGAUAUUUUCACAGAGCCUGUCUGUGGCAACAACAUUGUGGAUAAGAAUGAAGAAUGUGAUUGUGGCCCUCCAGAAAAGUGUUCCAGCCCUUGUUGCAAUGCCAUCACCUGCAAACUAAAACCUGGAGCAAAGUGUGCUGAAGGACUGUGCUGUGAAAAGUGUCAGUACAAAGUCGCAGGAACACAGUGCAGAUCAAAAAUUGAUCUCUGUGAUCUCCCCGAGUAUUGCAAUGGGACAUAUGCUGACUGCCCAGAAGAUGUGUAUGUCAUGGAUGGCUAUCCAUGUAACAAUAACAAGCACUACUGCUAUAAUGGAAUUUGUCAGAAUUAUGAUUCUCAGUGUGAAUCCCUCUUUGGAAAAGGAGCAAAAAAAGGAGCAAACAUCUGUUUUGAAAGAGCCAAUAGCAGAGGAGACACUUUUGGCAAUUGUGGAAUGUCGAGAGGAAAAUUUGUUAAAUGUACCCAAGCCAAUAGUCUGUGCGGCACAAUCCACUGUACCUCAGUCAAUCAAGACAAUCUUCCUUCCCAGUUAUACAUCCAGAAUUACAAUGGCAUUUCAUGUGUGACGGCUGAGUUUAGUGUAGGAUCAGAUUUUCCUGAUCCAGCUCUGGUUCACAGAGGCACAACUUGUGCUGAAGGGAAGGUCUGUGUCGAUUUCAGUUGCGUGAAUGCAACUCAGCUCGGUUACAGUUGUGAUGUAACAGGCAAAUGUAAUGACCGUGCAGUAUGUAACAACAAAGGCAAUUGCCAUUGUGAUCCAGGAUGGGCACCUCCUUUUUGUGACAAAUCUGGAUAUGGUGGCAGCAUAGAUAGUGGCCCAACUCAUAUAGAUACAUCACUUCGAGAUGGGUUGCUUGUGUUUUUUCUGCUUAUAUUGCCUCUGCUAAUUCUAGCUGUGGUUGCAGUUGUCAAAAGAGAUGCAAUUGAAAGACGGCUCUGCAGAGAAUGUAGGCGGCGCCGUAGGGUUAGAGAAGCUCUUCAAGCAAGACAGAAUAAUGCUGCAAACAGACCAAAGCAGCCUAAUGAAUUAAAUAAUAGACAGCCUGCAAGAUCAAAUUCUGGAAUGUUUACGAUAUCUCACUUUCCUACUCCACGGCCACCAAUACAAAGUCAGCUUGGGUCACAUACCAAAAGACCUCCUUUACGGCCACCACCUCCAAGACCCGUUGUGUCAAAUGAUAUAGACUGAUGCCUAGAGAAUACUAGGGUAACAAUGUGAAAUCAGUGAGAUUUUUGAAGUAUUAUUUUAUCAAUGUACAAGUAAAGACCUCAUUUUAAUUUCUAAAAGACUGCUAAAAUGUUAACUGAAGAAUAACUUGAAAUUUAUUUCAAAAUCAGUAGAGCUGUAAGAUAAGACUGCCUUAGAUAUUAGACUACAGGAUGCUGUGUAUAUUAACUGGAUUUCCAUCACAACCUAUAUGAAUCAGGCUUUUUCCCAAUUAACACAGAGUCAAAGUAGAAGUGGUACUAAGCAUACCAUUAGAAACCCCGUCAAGUUUUUAAAAUUUA
Messenger RNA from Varanus komodoensis (Komodo dragon), 2777 nucleotides. RefSeq names its product disintegrin and metalloproteinase domain-containing protein 9-like. The transcript is spliced from 22 exons. Gene Ontology annotation, biological process: proteolysis. The coding region runs from base 37 to 2457 and encodes 806 amino acids. Gene Ontology annotation, cellular component: plasma membrane. NCBI's taxonomy places the organism in Eukaryota, Metazoa, Chordata, Lepidosauria, Squamata, Varanidae. The record is from RefSeq and is a predicted model, not a curated record. Gene Ontology annotation, molecular function: metalloendopeptidase activity.